GUAGGGGGCUCGGAGCCGUGCAGCCAGCGGGGCGCAGCCCAGCCAUGGGGCACCCGGCGAGCUGGGCUGCCCUGCUGGUGCUGAGCACCGCCUGGCAGCUGGUGCUGGGGGGCGCAGCAGGAGGGGGCCGGCGGAGCCCGCACAACAUCGUGCUGAUCCUGACCGAUGACCAGGACACGGAGAUCGGGGGCAUGACUCCAAUGAAGAAGACGCAAGCCCUGAUCGGCCAAGCGGGUGUCUCCUUCCCCAAUGCGUUCACAGUCACGCCCCUGUGCUGCCCCAGCCGCAGCAGCCUCCUGAGCGGGCGCUACCCCCACAACCACCUGGUGAGGAACAACUCCCUGGAGGGCAACUGCAGCAGCCCGGCCUGGCAGAAGAACCAGGAGCCACUGGCCUUCCCCAGCUACCUGCAGAGGCAGGGCUACCAGACCUUCUACGCUGGCAAAUACCUCAACCAGUACGGACAGCCCGCGGCCGGGGGCGUCCAGCAUGUGCCCCUGGGCUGGAGCUACUGGAACGGCCUGGUAGGGAAUUCCCGCUAUUAUAACUACACCCUGUCGGCGAACGGGCGAGAGGAGCGGCACGGGCAGCGCUACCAGGACGACUACCUCACGGAUCUCAUUACCAACCGGAGCCUGGAGUUCCUGCAGAAGUGGUCCCACCCACCCUUCCUGAUGGUGCUAGCCCCGCCCGCCUCCCACUCCCCUUGGACCGCAGCGCCAGGCUACGCCACAGCCUACAACACCACCAAGGCACCCCGCAACGGCAGUUUCAACGUCCAUGGCAAGGACAAGCACUGGCUGGUGAGACAGGCCAGGAGUCCCAUGGCCAACACGUCCAUCGAGUUCCUGGACAAGGCCUACAGGGAGAGGUGGCAGACUCUGCUCUCGGUGGACGACCUGGUGGAGAGGGUGGUGGGCCGACUAAAGGCCCUGGACCUGCUGGCCAGCACCUACGUCUUCUACACCUCGGACAAUGGCUACCAUGCAGGCCAGUUCUCGCUGCCCAUCGAUAAACGCCAGCUGUACGAGUUCGACAUCCGGGUGCCGCUGCUGGUGCGGGGGCCGGGCAUCAAAGCGAACCAGACCCGACUGGAGCCGAUACUCAAUAUUGACCUGGGGCCCACGUUCCUGGACAUCGCCGGCCUCAACGUCUCGCAGACCGCCAUGGACGGGCAGUCCUUCCUGCCGCUGCUGGUGACGCCGGCGCAGCCCAGCACGUGGCGGGCGGAUUUCCUGGUGCAGUACACAGGGGAGGGGCACCCGGACAGGGACCCAGCCUGCCCAGCCCUGGGCCCAGGGGUAUCGCAAUGCUUCCCCGACUGCGUGUGCGAAGACGCCUUCAACAACACCUACGCCUGCGUCCGAGCCCUGCACCCCCACAGCCUGCAGUACUGCGAGUUCGCUGACCGCCAGGCCUUUGUGGAGCUGUACAACCUGACCGCCGACCCCCACCAGCUCCACAACGUGGCCCGGAGCGUGGACCCCACCCUGCUGGAGGCUUUGAACCAGCGGCUGAUCAAGCUCCAGGCCUGCGAGGGGCCCAGCUGCCGGGGCUAGGGGCGCCCGCCCCCAGCUGUGCCAGGAACCCGCCGGCGGGUGCCAACAACUCAGCACACGUCAAACACCCGGGGCUGGAUGGGCCCUGCCCCCCAACCUUGGCCCCUUCAAAGGCUGCCCGGAGCCCAGCGCAGGAUGCCAGGGGGCCCCGGGGCUGGAUAAAGGGGCUCCCCCGGCCUGAGCCUGGACAGGGGGUCUCAGCAGCCACCUCCCAUUUGCUGCCCCCCAUAGGGCAGGAGUAUUUGCCCCAGACUCAGGCUCUGCCCUCAGGGAUAUUUCUGUCCUCACCCCUUUGUAGCUGUGCCUGCUCCACCCAACAUCCUGGCCCCUCCCCUGCCUCUGGUGCCCCCCUCUCCGCCCCUC
Molecule: messenger RNA, 1922 nt
Organism: Terrapene triunguis (Three-toed box turtle)
Lineage: Eukaryota; Metazoa; Chordata; Testudines; Emydidae
Product: N-acetylglucosamine-6-sulfatase-like
Exons: 13
Coding region: 45-1559 (504 amino acids)
Biological process (GO): glycosaminoglycan metabolic process
Molecular function (GO): N-acetylglucosamine-6-sulfatase activity; glycosaminoglycan binding
Source: RefSeq, a predicted model, not a curated record